ACUUAUGAAUAAUGAAUGAGUAUUUCAUGCUUCCAUUGAUAGAACUAGAGAUGCCUUAGUACGGGCUUUUUUGUUUGCUCUUAAGCGACAAACAAAGCGAAUGAACCAUGAGAUUCUCCUCUUUGAUUCUGAUAACACUCUACAAUUGUCUAAUCGUAAUCGCAAGCAAUCAACAAGAUAAAAUGUGCAAGAUAAUGGCGCUCACGGACGUCCAUAAUAGAAAACUUCUUAAAAAUCACACUACAUUCAACAUUACGGGGAUCGAUGAGGAGAAUUGCAGCGUGAAAUGCUAUCUGAAUGACUUUUGUCAGUCAACCAUCUAUAACCACACGUCCAAGACCUGUCACAUCAGCACGUCAACUCGUCACCAGCAUCCGGGUGACUUUGUGGAUGAUCCAGAAACCUCUUAUAGAGGAACAGAGAAUGAUUGCAUUCCUGGAUCAUGUUCUGCGGACAGAAUGUGCAAAGCGGACUUUACAGUUGGCGGAUUUUCGUGUGUUUGUCCAGUCGGAUCAUCAACAUGCGUUCAUACAAACUGCGCUGAGGUUCUGUCCGGUGGGGGUACCACUAGCGGGGUGUACAUGGUGGAUCCUGACGGACAGGGAGCAUUCCAGGUCUUUUGUGACCAGGAAACCUUUGGGGGUGGCUGGACCGUGUUCCAGAGACGCCAAGAUGGCUCCGUGGACUUCUGGCGAGACUGGGCCGAGUACAAAAACGGGUUUGGUGAUCUCCAGGGAGAGCAUUGGCUAGGACUGGACCGAAUCCAAAGGCUGACCAAUGCAGUCGCUACCGAGCUGAGAGUGGAUAUGGAAGCUGACGCGGGGGAGACGGCGCAUGCUCAGUACGGUCACUUUUCAAUCGCAGCGGAGUCUGACAUAUAUCGACUGAGUGUGGGCGGCUACAGUGGCACGGCUGGAGAUUCCUUCGCCGCAAGGCACAACAACGCAGUUUUCUCAACAAAAGACCGAGACAACGACUCGUGGAACCCUUCGUGCGCUGUAAGAUUUAAGGGGGCGUGGUGGUACACUGAUUGCCAUGACAGCAACCUGAACGGGUACUACUAUGGCGGACCCUGCCCGUACGCCGAGGGCCUGACAUGGAAAGCUUGGAAAACCCAUGAGUACUCACUGUUGCGCACAGAAAUGAAGAUACGGCCAAAAGGUUUCACACCUUGAGAUUAAAUUAAACAGUGACGCGUCUUAGACACUGAAGGGUAGCACUCAAAUAAAUAAAUAAAUAAAUAAAUAAAUAAAUAAAUAAAUAAAUAAAUAAAUAAA
This is a messenger RNA of Nematostella vectensis (starlet sea anemone), 1277 nucleotides long. RefSeq names its product ficolin-2. The coding region runs from base 108 to 1175 and encodes 355 amino acids. NCBI's taxonomy places the organism in Eukaryota, Metazoa, Cnidaria, Anthozoa, Actiniaria, Edwardsiidae. The record is from RefSeq and is a predicted model, not a curated record. The transcript is spliced from 6 exons.